Messenger RNA from Hemisphaericaspora subhashii, 1941 nucleotides. RefSeq lists its product as uncharacterized. The coding region runs from base 1 to 1941 and encodes 646 amino acids. Lineage: Eukaryota; Fungi; Ascomycota; Pichiomycetes; Serinales; Debaryomycetaceae. The transcript has a single exon. The record is from RefSeq and is a predicted model, not a curated record.
AUGCCACUACUUUCAAAAGUUCUAAGUUUGAACUCAGAGAGGCAUACGGGAAACCAAAUAUCUCCCAAACAACUGCAUCCUCGAUCCAAUUCCACCAUCUCCGAACCCAAUCCACAAAAUUUUACUACUGGUAGUAAACCAUCAACGAAAUUUUCUCUUUCAAUUAACUUAGAAUCUCCUCCAAUAGUCCUAUAUGGUCUUCCUACAGAAUCUAGUGGUUCGAUAAUCUCGGGUAUUUUGACAUUAACUAUCAAACCAGUUGUAUCCCUGUCGAGAUCUUCAUUUGAAGAAGUGGAAUUGAAUAGUGUUACACUUUCAUUAGUACAAACAAUGAAAUAUACAUCUCCUUUCACUAUUCCAAAUUCCGAACUUUCAAUUUGUAGUAAAUGUCGUUUAAGAGCUCAUGAAUUAGCAAGAUGGGAUAUUUUAAAAUCCAAAGCCAGUUUCCCUAUGGGUGAACAUUCAUAUCCAUUCUCACAUCUAUUCCCAGGUUCAAUACCAGCAACUAGCAAAUUAGGUUCAGCGAAUUCUCAAUCAUACAUUAAAUAUGAGUUGAUAGCUAUUGCGAAAACUCCAAACAAAGGAGAACAAGUGAAAUUAGUUCUACCCAUUACUGUAUCCCGACUGGUUCUUCGUGGACCAGAUCGGAAUUCAUUACGUAUAUUCCCACCAACUGAAACAACUGCAAGUGUAGUAUUGCCUAAUGUGGUAUAUCCUAAAUCCACGUUCCCCAUAGAGUUGAAAUUAGACAACUUGGUAAGUGGUUCAAAACAACGUCGAUGGAGAAUGAGGCGAUUAACUUGGAGAAUUGAAGAACAUACAAGAGUAAAAGCAUAUGCCUGUGAAGAACAUCAACUGCAUUUAACAAAAUUAGAAAAGCAAUAUCGAGGUGAAAAGAAGAAGAAACCUAGAUCAACGCAGACAAAACCCAAUGUGGUACGAACAGAUAUUAAUUUAAUGCAUUCUCCUAGCAGUGCCCAUUAUCAUGAGCAAAUUAGUACCAAUCCUACGGAAAUAGAUAUACCUGUCGAAGAAGAGGAUGAACCUGUUUCAAGUGGACCCUCGCAGGCACAUCAGAGCUUUAUCGAAGAUUUUAUCACUCGUCCAACUUCUGACGAAAGUUCAAAUGACCAAACUCAAGAUAAUUCAACAUAUACUCCUCCUCCAGGACCACCACAAUCUUCAGACUCGGAUAAGCAUAUAUAUCUAGAAGAAAGAAGAAUAGUUAGCUAUGGCGAGCUCAAAUCGGGCUGGAAAUCGGAUUUCUCCGCUCGAGGGAAAGUAGAACUAAUAGGUCACGUAAGUGCCAGUGGACUUUCACGAGGAUUAAAUAAUCCCAUAAAUAAAAUCACCAGCGAAGAUCCAAUCCCACAAAGUGAACCCACAGAAGAUGCAACUAUCGCCUGUGAUAUCGAUGAUCCGACAUUAGGCGUUCAUGUUGAGCAUACUUUAGUAGCAGAAGCCAUAGUCGCAGAAGAAAUUAUCCAUAAUAUUGAACGAACCAGAAAGGGAAGUAUAUCAUCAAGAACAGCAUCAUACAACAAACCGCCACCAUCUGCUGAUAGUGGUUCUUCAAGUGGGACCUCGGGCCAACAACAACAACAAGCACAAGGGCAGUCACAAAUGGGUGUACCCACUGGUGCAGCCAGGGUUUUGAGAAUGCAAUUCAAGCUUCAAAUCACCGAAAGGUCAGGUCUUGGGAUUGCUUGGGAUGAUGAAGUGCCCCCAACGUAUGAGGAUGUGAGGACAUUUAGCCCUCCAAUUUAUGCGAAAGCAAGUCCGGGUAUUGCUCCCGUUAGUUCUGGUUCGAGAGUAAGGGCGAGUGUCCUUGAUGGGAUUGGAAAUACUCCGAUUGUGGGUAGGCGUGGAAGAAGUGAUACUGGUACUAGUAUUGAUGAAAUGAACGAUUUACAAGAGAAUAUACAAGAUCUUACAUUAUAG